Messenger RNA from Pseudo-nitzschia multistriata, 1552 nucleotides. The record is from the annotation of a GenBank genome assembly. NCBI's taxonomy places the organism in Eukaryota, Bacillariophyta, Bacillariophyceae, Bacillariales, Bacillariaceae.
UGCGAGGUCGGGCAAUUUCUAUCCGGAGCGACGGAUGGACUGUGUUUUUGGUUUUCGAUGAAAAGUGUGAAGGUCUACGGUACAAGAGGUACCGUAGAGUUGUGACAGAAGCGAAUCCUUACUAAAUCGGGAUACGAUCUUGUGCGUGUUGAACACGAGGAAACAAUUCGUCAUUGCGUGGAAAGGAACAGAACUGUCUGUUUCCGCAACGAACAGAAUGACAAAUCCAUACGGUACGGUACGGGAACUUCUCGACUUGAUGUAAAACAAGGAAGCAUCUCUACAUUCGCUACCACAUCUGUCAAAAGUAGGGAAUCGUCCGAACACAAAUAUCUAUCAGUUCCUUUGCAAGAUGAAAGAACGGUGCAUGUCUUAGCUGCUUAUUUUAAAUUACUUACUUCCUCGCGAGGGUAUUUCUGUCCUCGUAUACUAUUCCAACAUGGCCUCUUCGAACGGAAGAUCUCCGAUCAUAAAGCGGGAAACAGGGCUCAAGGGAUGGGUAGAUACACUACAGACCCUAUUCGUCUGGAUGGCAGUUGUCUUGUCGCUGUGCUGUUCAGAAACAACGACCACUACCUUUGCAUUUGUGGGCUAUUCGCCGAAGAAAUCGACAACCAUGACCGUCCAAAACCCUUCUCCAAAAUACAACCUAAAUACGAGGGCAAAUAAUUUGAUUUCUCGAAGUAGCACGAGCGACGACGAAGUUGAACAGACGGCCACUGCCCCAACUGCCCCAAAAAACCUUAUGGACGACGACGAGGACACGAUGGUCGAACAGCUGCAGCAAAAGAACACUGCUGUUCUGAGUACCAAAGAGAUCGAUUCGAAAACUACGAGCCAGCGGGACCAGCAAUUGGACCUAGUCGAUGCCAUCUUCAAGGGCGACAGUCCGAGUCGACGCAACGAUGUAAAGAAGGUUGAAGACGACCGAUCCGUCCUCGAAAAGAUCGAUAGCUUCCUGGACAAGCCAUUCUUUGAUCCCGAUGCCUACGACGACGACGACAAUUCCUUCUUUGGAAAGUUUGCCCGCCUCGUCAAGACGGACUACGAAUUCUUCGAGGCGGUCUUUGUGGCGUGUUUCUUUUUGCUGCUCAUCACGAUCACCAAAGACGUCUUGCGGGCGCAAAUGGCGGCGAGCUCGGUACCCAGCGGACGGCUCUUUUGAGAAUCGAGCACAGAUCGGUGGGUUUGCAAAUGCGUUUGACGUUGCUCGAAUCCUUCUGAGAUGCACAAAAAUAGCAAAACACGGCACAGAAGCAAGAUCUGAAAACCAUCAACAUGACGGGUAUAAAUUUCGCAAACAUCUUUUUUCGUGUUGUCACGAACUCACGCACCUGUAAGAAAAUUUGAAAAGCGGACUUGGCAUUUCAAUCCUUACCGAAGCCUAUCGUGACAAAUUAUACCUGAGAUAAUCAUAUCAUACCCUAGGGCAUAACCUUGGCGAUAUCAGAAGGGCUUUGGAUUGGGCUGAAUUAUUGUCUUAGCCUUGUCUUAGCCAUGUUUGUGCACAUUCACAAAUCUCGUCUUCUAAGAAUAAUUAAUAUUAAAAUGA